Messenger RNA from Magnusiomyces paraingens, 321 nucleotides. RefSeq names its product 60S ribosomal protein eL30. Lineage: Eukaryota; Fungi; Ascomycota; Dipodascomycetes; Dipodascales; Dipodascaceae. Gene Ontology annotation, molecular function: RNA binding; structural constituent of ribosome. Gene Ontology annotation, cellular component: cytosolic large ribosomal subunit. Bases 1 to 321 code for a protein of 106 amino acids. The record is from RefSeq and is a predicted model, not a curated record. The transcript has 2 exons.
AUGGCCCCUAAGACUAAGAAGGAUCAAGAGAACAUCAACUCUCGUUUGUCGCUUGUUAUCAAGUCUGGCAAGUACACCCUUGGCUACAAGUCCACUAUCAAGGCUCUCCGCCAGGGUAAGGCCAAGCUUGUCAUCAUUGCUGGCAACACCCCCCGUCUUCGCAAGUCCGAGCUUGAGUACUACGCUCUUCUCUCCAAGACCACUGUUCACCACUUCCAGGGUGGCAACAACGAGCUCGGUACUGCCUGCGGUAAGCUCUUCCGUGUUGGUGUCCUCGCUAUCAUCGAUGCCGGUGACUCUGACAUUCUCACUGCCGUUUAA